AAUCGUGGCCAUCAUGUACGCUAAAAUCGGCGAGGAAGAGGGACGACAGAAGCUAACGGAGGCGGAGAAGAAAACAGGACGGGCAGGAUAAUUCUACGCCACGCCCUCAAAUCCGUCUUGGUUCAUCUCUUGAGGAACUUCCUCUUUUAUCUUCCUGCAUAAUAAUCGAACCCUAUUUUCUGUAGCUGUCGCCCGCCCCGUUAGGAUCAUAAUCCCUCUUCCUCUUCCUGGGGAAGCUUUAUUUUUUAUUUGGAAUAGCCGAUUACAGGCAUUGCAGGCUCCGCAUCGCUGGCGAUAUUCUGUGCUGCGCAGCUAUGAGCAGAAUAACUCUCAACAAUCUGUAGCAUGGGAUUGAAAUCUUCGGGCGGGAUUGCAACCCUGCAUCCAACCGGAGCUGCGACUGGCGAUUGUGCCGGACUUGGGGAUUGAUACGAUCAAGAAAAGGUCGUGGUAUUGAUAUUCGAUCCUAUUAUUUGGUGCCGAUCGGAUGCUGGGGAUGCACUGAUUGGCCGGUGCGGAGCCAUGGAGGAGGACGCGGGAAGCAAGGAGGAUGGAUCUGCUGGCGGGCAAGCGGGAGGAGCGUAUAUUUCUGGUUCUUCUUCUGCUUGGACGCCGUUCAUAGGUGCUUUCAGCUCUUAUGAUGUCUCCGGUAUUAACUCCUCGUCUUCUCUCAAGUCAGACAGUAUUGGGGCUAUCGUCAGGAGGCCUCUGGUGGCAAGACUAACCAAAGAGAUAGUGGAAACUUUCCAAAUAUGUAACCCAGAUUUUAGAUUUUCAGAAAUAUUGAACCCCAAGCGCUUCCUUACCAAUCCAUCAACGGGGGUAUUGAAUGAUGGUUUUGAUAACGAGGACAAUGAUCUAAUUUUGUACGUGAACUCUAUUUUGAUCAAUACUGGGUCAAAACAAAGGUACAUUGUCAAAGAUCUUCUUGGUCAGGGUACAUUUGGACAAGUUGCGAGGUGUUGGGUUUCUGAAACUGAUAAUUAUGUUGCUGUUAAGAUUAUUAAAAAUCAGCCUGCUUAUUAUCGGCAGGCGCUUGUUGAGGUUUCCAUUUUGUCGAGGCUGAAUGAGAAAUUUAAUGCUGACGAGCGUCGUCACAUUGUUCGCAUCCUUGAUUAUUUUGUUUAUCAACAUCAUCUGUGCAUAUCUUUUGAGUUGCUUGGUGCAAACCUGUAUGAAUUAAUAAAAAUAAACCAAUUUAGAGGAUUUCCACUGAACAUUGUCCGUCGGUUUUCAAUGCAGAUACUGCAUGCAUUGGUGGUGAUAAAGGAUGCUGGCAUUAUACAUUGUGAUCUGAAGCCAGAAAAUAUACUUAUAACCUCAAGUGCUGGGCCAGAUAUAAAAGUAAUUGAUUUUGGGUCUGCUUGCUUUGAAGGCCGAACUGUUUACUCAUAUAUUCAGAGCCGUUACUACAGAUCCCCUGAAGUUCUUCUUGGCUAUCCAUAUACAGCUGCAAUUGAUAUGUGGUCAUUUGGAUGUAUUGUGGCUGAAUUAUUCUUGGGGUUGCCUUUAUUUGCUGGAGCAUCGGAGUUUGAUCUCCUUCAGCGGAUGAUAGAGAUUCUUGGUGAACAACCCUCUGAUGAUCUGCUAAGAGAUGCACAAAACACAAAUAAGUUUUUUAAACACGUUGGAAGUAUUUAUAGCUUGGAGGAUGAUGUCUUUAAGGGUGUUGUAUGUGCUUAUAGAACGUUAACUGCAGAAGAAUAUGAAGCUAGGGAAUGCAAAAAACCAGUAAUUGGGAAGCGGUAUUUCAAUUUUGUAAAGCUUGAAGACAUAAUUGAAAAAUAUCCCUAUCGGAAGAAUUUACUUGAAGAAGAGGUUACUAAAGAAACCUUAGAACGCUUGAAACUUGUUGAUUUCUUGAGAGGUCUCGUUGAAUUAGAUCCAGCAAAAAGAUGGUCACCUUUGCAGGCUUCAAGACAUCCAUUUAUCACUGGUGAAGCCCUUACAUGCCCAUACAUACCUUCACCAGAAACCCAACAAAUUCGUGCCAUUCAAACUGUUACAGUGGACCAUCACAAUCCUGGAGGAGGCCAUUGGUUAGCCGCUGGACUAUCUCCACAGGUCCAAAAUGUGAACAGAUGUUUUGGUCAGAACAGUCCUCAAUUUCAGAUGGUGUCUUUAUCCCAUGGAGGUAGUUAUGGUAGCAUGGGAAGUCAUGGCAGCCUCAUCGAUAACUUUGGUAUUGGAAGUAGCUAUGGAAGCUACGGAGAUGUUAAUAAUAAUAUGCAAACAUAUUUCUCUCCUGUUGGCCCAUAUGGUAUGAAUAUUCAAGCUCAAGUCGGAGUACCAAUUUUAGGUACUAGUCCAGAUACUCGGCGUAGACCUCAGAGAUCUCAUGGUCAUGGAACUUUAUUUGGCAUUUCUCCUACUGGAAAUCUUGGGCCAAUGUCUCUAGGAGCGAGUCCUUCCCAAUUUACACCUCCAUGUUCCCAAGUGCAGAUUACAACUGUUUCUCCAGGAAAGUAUGGUUCUUCUCCUGCACGAGGCAGCCUUCAUGGUUCCCCCUUGGGAAAAGCCGCAGCUGUUGCCCAAUUUAACCGGAGGAGGGCCUCUGGAAACCCUGGGAGUUCAACUAUGCAGCUUUGUGAAAGCACCGCUCAACAUUGGCAAGGCUAUCAUAAUGAGGGAACUGUUAGUGGCCAGCCUGAUGCUUUUUCUCAUGUUCAAUUUUCUUCUCGAAGCUCAUAUCCAUCUUUGAAUCACUCUUAUUGGAGCCAACAAAUGAAUAGUGGUAGGGGAUCAGGACCAGCUAUAAACAGCCAUCAUGCCCAUCCUAUUCAUAGCAGUCUCAACCCACCGCCGUCACAUUCCUCUAUUGCUUCUGGUGACAAACCUGAAAGCAGUUCAUUGCUUCCUGACCCUGCAGAUUGGUUUCCCUAUUAUAGUGAUGAGCUUCUUUUACAAGAGGAUAAUUAUGAUGUGAGUUCGCUAUCUUUGGGAAUGUCUAAUGGCAUGCGGUUGGGCAAUAUAAUGGGUCCUGCAACCUUAACCAGUGGAGUGAUCAAAUUUGGCCACGUUGCUAAUCAAGCAAUGACUAGUUCUAAUUCAAGAUUAUCAAAUCAAAGAACAGAUAUUCAGUUCCCGGCAUACCCGCUUGAUGAGAGCAGCCCACACCAAGCAAAUGAUUUGCAUAUUGGCCUCAGCCGCCUACCCAAUGUGGCACAAAACACUCCGAGCCGUUUUAGUCAGCAAUCAGUUAAUCGGCAUAGUAAUCUUAUGCAAUCAAUACCAGUGCAUGGUUUGAGGACGCAUCAGAAAAGUCAAGCUUCCCGAUCCAAUUAUACUAUGGUUGAUUCACAUGUUGGGACAAAUAAUAUGUUCAACAAUAGCAUGCAAUGGGGGCAAAGAGCUGGGCAUCCGCUUAUAACUUUCCAGCCAUCUUCGCAUGGAAGGAAGGGAGGAAGUAUUUCAUAGUGCAGUAGGAUUUUUUUUU
Messenger RNA from Phalaenopsis equestris, 3436 nucleotides. RefSeq lists its product as uncharacterized. Gene Ontology annotation, biological process: peptidyl-threonine phosphorylation; peptidyl-serine phosphorylation. The record is from RefSeq and is a predicted model, not a curated record. Lineage: Eukaryota; Viridiplantae; Streptophyta; Magnoliopsida; Asparagales; Orchidaceae. The transcript has 18 exons. Gene Ontology annotation, molecular function: ATP binding; protein serine/threonine kinase activity; protein tyrosine kinase activity. The coding region runs from base 523 to 3417 and encodes 964 amino acids. Gene Ontology annotation, cellular component: cytoplasm.